AUGCCGAGUACACCGAACCCACGUUCAGCCAGGAAAACUCCCGCAAGGGUCUCCACACCUCCAUCGCACCCGUCGCGUGAAGGUCCCCCCACCUCUGAUCGUCCAAGCGAAGGAGGGAAGUCGGUCACGAGUCUUGCAAAACUGGAGCUUGACGCCAAAAUACUGCAAACGCUCCCAUCUCCGGACCUUGUCCACUGGGUGGAAUUUCCACCCGCCACAAAAGGCAAACCCGACAGGAAAGGGUGUCACGUUGCCUACCAGUCUGAACCAGACGGAAAAAAAAGCAAAAUCUACGCUAUAUUGACUUCUACAAAUCGCGCCGAUGAAGUGAGCUACUUCAAAGUCGAUCUGGCAGAUGGAGGCUUCGUUACAACCGACAAGAUUGACAACCUGCAUGUUCUGCAUUUGACUUGGCCAUGGCCAUUCAACAAGAAGAAGGCAUCAUCGAAGUCCAGCCAAACACAUGACAAAUCGCUCAGGGACUUUUGCAACACUAUCGUCAGGCAGUUGGCGUUGAACUGCAAGGUCACAGAAAUUUCCCGUUAUUCCGAUAAGUCGAGGAAGACACACGAGAAGAAAAUACGCAAGAUCGUAGACGAUAUCUCGGAUGAGGAAGCCGAGCAAGGUGACACGAAUUGGCGAGACUUUUUCGAAGAUUCUCUUGAGGGAAACAAUCAGGAAGAAAGCAGUGGCACCAGUGCCAGAAAAGAACUGGAAUCAAGUCAGGAAUCCAAUGCAGAAGACAAGGUGCCAUCUAUUUGGGAUUCGUAUCGCAUUCCAACUGCAUACCAGUCCAUGGAGUUAGCGGACAUCGGCAAAAAGAUGAGAAGGGUGAUGAUUCUCAAAGCCUUUAUUGAGUGGGAGUGGAAGAUUGAAGAGUCCCCAAAAAUCCGCUGGCCAUUACAACCCUCAGAACAGCGCGACCAACUCUGCGACCGCUUCAUCGCCUAUGCCAUCCAGAAUCCUGAAACAAGCUUAGACAUGAUUGGUUUCAGAUGGCUUGAAGAGACAAGCACUCACCUGCAUUCAACCGGCAUCACCAUGGACAUCAAAGCUACUCUCAAAGAAAAAAAAAACUCCAUGCAAACCAAGAAAAAGAAGACGUCGAUCUCGAGAGCUUACCGAUUGUCGACAUAA
Lasiodiplodia theobromae is the source of this 1137-nucleotide messenger RNA. RefSeq names its product Sucrase ferredoxin domain-containing protein. The record is from RefSeq and is a predicted model, not a curated record. Bases 1 to 1137 code for a protein of 378 amino acids. NCBI's taxonomy places the organism in Eukaryota, Fungi, Ascomycota, Dothideomycetes, Botryosphaeriales, Botryosphaeriaceae. The transcript has a single exon.